AUCGCUUGGAUGCUUGUUUGCACCGCACCGUAGGGAUGGAUGAGGACGCUCAUGAAGGAAGCAAGGGAGGCAGACACACGGACACUGACAGACAUGAGUAAACGAAUGAAGCCACAUAUCACACAUGGACAUCAACACGCACACGCACACGAAGGCCAUGUACUGGGUGGGUCGGUCGGUCCAACAGCCAAGUAGGCUUCCCCCGCCCGUCCCCCUCUCCCGCAGCAUCGAUAUGGAUGUGCUGUGCAGAGGGGGUGUGGUGCGGGCAGGGCUACAUGACAUGGGGGGGUGUGGGGGUCUGUCUGUCUGUCUGUCUGUCAGUCCUUCUGUCUUUUGGUCGGUGUGUCAUUUGUCCGUGUGUGUCAUGGCGUGGCGUGCACUGCACCCGUGGGUGGCUGUACACACGAGACUCCACAUGAGUCGGUCUUGGGGGUAGGGAUGGGGGUGGGACUGGGGCGGUGAAGCUGUCCGUCACACGAACGGACUCUGCCUUCGGUCAACUCUGCACACACAUACACACACAUACACACACACAUACACACAUCCACAGCAGCAGCCUCCCUCCCCCCCCUCCCCCCCACCCCCCCACCCCACACACACGCACCUUUAUUGCUGUGUUUAUGUGUUCAUGUCUUGGCUAGGUUGAGUGUGGGGUCGGCGAGGUCGGUCACGAGCGGCCGCUGUGCCAGCAUGAGGGGCGGGAUCUGCUCGAUGGUGUACAUGGCCGAGGCGGGGAUCACCUUGUGCACAGCCAUCUCGUUCAUGAAGGACUCGAUCAACUCCACACCCUGCACACCAUGUACCAAACACACACACACGCCAUCAUGCUGACCAUCCAUCCAUCCAUCCGUCCACCUGCUGCAGUGUUUGGUAGCCGGACUGCUCGUAGCAGUGGACGGCGAUGGUCUCCACCAGACGAGCAGACAACCCGCGCCACUCAGACGAACUGACAGACAGUGCACAAACAACCAGCCACGGGUCGGAUGCACCAUGUCUCUCUCUCUCUCUCUCUUUCUGUCUGUGUGUGCGUGUUUGUGUCUCAUUGAGCGGUGCGCUGUGCUGACCCGAGGGCACACCGCACCACAGACUUGACGAUGUCGGGCUGGCGGACGAACAACUUGGCCUACAGGGAAAUGGGGUAUAAUACGCGGGAUGGGUGUGCUGUGUCUCACCCUCCUACCUGAGCGAUGAGCAGCCCCGGUCGGUAGAAGUCCGCCAGAGCCCGCUCGGCCUCAAACAUACCCUGGAGGGCAGUACACACACGACAUCCUUCGCUGCGCCGCGCCCUCUCUGUCUCACUGCAAACUGUAUAGCCAGGUGCUUAGGUGCGUCUGAACCUGCAGUGUGUCUUGGUAGUUCAUGACGCAGCUCCAGAAGCACGCCGUCACGGGGCAACCCUCAACCUAUACACACAUCCACCCCACCACUGCAGGCUAUGUGUGUGGGGGGCGGAUGCGCAGCGCAUCCAUAAGUACUGACUGUGAAUUGUAGGUAUGGCGAUUUGACGGCCACCGAGUCGGCGUGCAGCUCCUUCGACUGCAUGAGCUGCACGGCAGCCGGGCCCAACAACUUGGCUACAUCCUACACACACACACACACGCACCUCUUUGUCUCUCCCCGUGUGUGUGGCGUCAUCGUGUGUGCGUGUCACGUCACAUGGAUAGGGUGCAUGAUUUCCGAUGUGAUGAAGACGAGUCGGAUGUGGGUGUCGUGUCCGAUGAUGGCCGUCUUCUUGGCGAAUGACCCGCACUCCAACGUGUCCACUAUGUGCACUGGCAGACUCGCGAAACACUCCAAACAACUCUACACACCACACCACCACAGGAGAGCAAGACAGCAUGGCUGGAUGGGGGUGUGGGUGUGUGUUGGUACCUUGACGAUGCGCUCGAUUUUCUGGCGGAUGGCCUCUUCGAAUGAGGGCGACCACAGACGCUCAUGCUGCCAGAUGGGAGGAGGUGAAUUGGUGGGUUGUGUGCCCAUCCAUCCAUCCAUCCACCGAUUACCAUUUUGUAGAGUGCGAGUUCUCUGUCGGCAUCGGUAGUCUGCGGAUACAACACCCCGAUCUGCACACAGCACAAGACAACACAACACAACACAACCACAUCCACCGUCCAUCAAACACGCACACGAAAUGCUCUCACACAUGGUGUUUGUUUCUUCUUCCAUCAGAUGCACCUGUGGGGAGUCUCCCGUCCCAACGCCCUUCUGCUGGCCGCCGGCAGAGCCACCCUUGGCAGCACCCACACCAACAACACCGCCAACCACAGAGCUACGCACCAUCCCGCCCUUACCCUCACCCUCACACACACCCACACCCAUACCCACACCCCGCUCCCCACCACCACACACAACUCCUGCACACACACACACACGCACACACAAACAAUUCAUCCACACGCAGCCGUGAGUGUGUCUCCCCCUCCCUCCGCUCUCAUCUCGGGGGGCCCACACCGACCCUUCUGCUCAUGCGUCGUGUCCACGGCUGCCAGGUCGAGCGGCUCGAGGGAGGGGCCGUGCGUCUGCUGCCGACUGGGACCGGCAGCUGAUGCUGAUGUUGACGCAGACGCAGCCCCAGCCUGGGCCGGUGCGGAUGAGGUGGACUUGCGGCCGGGCUUCUUAUUGGCGGAGUUGGUGGCGGUGCUCUUCUUCUUGUUAUUGCCGUUGCUGUUGCGGGGCUGCAUGGGGGGCUUCACCGGGUGCACCUCGCCGUCAGACGACACACGCAGGCUGCAGACCAACACACAGAGAGAGAGGCCACACACAUGGAUGGGGUGUGGUGUGGUGCGCUAGUCGCGACAAGGUGUGGUUCGUUGUAUGUGCACUAUACUGUUUGCAGUUGCGCGAGAUGUACGUGGGCAAACUGACACCACACACACACAGAUGGAUGGAUGGAUGGAUGGAUGGAUCCACAGGGGUAAAGGAAGACCGUUCCCUCCCUGCCUCACCUCUCAUCGAUAAGCGAUGAGAUGGUGCGGUCGAACUUGUCCGAGAAGCGGCCGCGGAGGCUCGACAGCGACAUGCUGCCACCCUCAGACCCAACGAUCCGCUCCAACUCAACGCCCACGUUGAACGGCACGAUACCAAAACCUACACACCACGCCACAAACCACACCAUUGCAAACACACAAAUGGACGGACGAAUGCAUCCACAUUGCCCAUGGCAUUGCAGCCGCCGCCGCUGCCGCUGCCGCUGCCUACCUUCAGGUACGAGCUCUACGACCUUCUUGCCAGCUCCGAGAUCUUCCACCAUGAGUAGCUCCCCCUUGUCGACCGCCAUGCUCUGCAGCAGGGAGCCGAAGUCCUCCGCCGAGGGCGGUGUGAGGCCGAACUGGCGCGUCCACAUGGGUCCCAGCUGUGAGAUGGGCGUGGCGCCGCUCUCCAGCAGCAACCACUCCAGGCGAUUUUUCACCAACGACGCCAUCGCAGGGGAGGGGAAGGGGGGAGGGGAGGAG
Molecule: messenger RNA, 3452 nt
Organism: Vitrella brassicaformis
Lineage: Eukaryota; Vitrellaceae
Source: the annotation of a GenBank genome assembly